AUGACAUCGUCCCUUGAAACGAAAAUCCUGCCGGUGAAGCCAAAGUCCAUCUGCUUCGACGCCGCAGGGACAACCCUGACUAUCACCGAUCCAGAGACAAAGCAAAAUUUAGACCUGAGCUCCGAAUCCGUCAAGUCCAUAUACGCCGCCAAGAACAGGCCGGCAGACAAUCCUCUAAUCUCGCACGUCUCGUCGAUUGACCAGCUCAAACGGAAACUCAUGGUCCCAGGACAGGAGAUUCCCGAGAUAUAUGCUCCUUUAAUUCAGAAAUUCUGGCCCGGCCCGCUCACUAUCCUGCUGCCAAUGCCUGAAAACGUCCAUGACUCGCCAAUAUCACAGCUCGUUACGUCUGGACAGCCCACGUUCGCCGUCAGAAUGCCCCAAAACCCGGUUGCGCGUGCCCUAAUUCAUAUCUCUGAUCUCCCGCUUGCUGCUCCGUCGGCAAAUGCGUCGACAAGGCCUUCUCCAACGACAGCCGCGCACGUUUACCAUGAUCUCAAGGGACGCAUUCCGCUUAUUCUGGACGGCGGGCCGUGCGAUGUUGGGCUUGAAAGUACGGUUGUCGACGGCCUGUGCGACCCGCCAAUGCUCCUCAGACCCGGCGGAAUCUCGCUGGAGCAAAUAAAACAGGCAGGCGGGCCCCGGUGGCAGAAUAUUGUGGUUGCAAAAAAAACGGCAGGAAAAUUAGAGCCUGUGCGGACACCGGGCAUGAAAUACCGUCACUACUCGCCGACCGCAAAGGUGGUGUUGUUCAAUAAUUGCGCGGACGGAAGGAAGAAAGUUAAAGCAUACCUGGAAAAGAAUAAUUUGCAAAAUAAAAAGAUCGCUCUGCUCAAGACCCGUCGCUUUGCCCCAGCAAAUGAUAUCAGCCCUCUAAUUUCCUACGACGGAACCCUUGGAAAUUCGGGCGACGAGAUCCAGCGCAAUUUGUUUUCUGCUUUGAGAGCCCUGGACGCCGAAGAAUACGACUACAUACUGAUUGAAGGCGUGGAAGAGACUGGCGAGGGCCUUGCGAUCAUGAAUAGAUUAAGUAAAGCAGCCAGCGAGACCAUUAAUGGAUAA
This is a messenger RNA of Ogataea angusta, 1062 nucleotides long. RefSeq lists its product as uncharacterized. Gene Ontology annotation, molecular function: tRNA binding; nucleotidyltransferase activity; double-stranded RNA binding. NCBI's taxonomy places the organism in Eukaryota, Fungi, Ascomycota, Pichiomycetes, Pichiales, Pichiaceae. Gene Ontology annotation, biological process: regulation of translational fidelity. The coding region runs from base 1 to 1062 and encodes 353 amino acids. The record is from RefSeq and is a predicted model, not a curated record. The transcript is spliced from 2 exons. Gene Ontology annotation, cellular component: cytoplasm.